AUGAUUCCCCCCCUAUUCAGGUUUGCUUCUACUAGAAAAACAUCAGUAUCAAGUAAACUGAUGCAAUUGAACUCAUCUACGACUAACGUGUUGACUCUAUAUCCCCGGCGCAAAGACACCCCACGUGUUGUGUUAAAUAGACCUACAAGAACUCUUGCUUCUCUAGCAAGAUGUCGUAAAGGUCAAGCUCAGGUCGCUCAUUUCAGUUCAUCAUGUACUAGUUCAUCAUCAUUUUACACUGACACGACAAAAAUGGAGGAGAUGGAAACUACAUCACUCGCACGUCCGCAGCACCCCCUCAUUGAGUGCUUGCGGCGUGUUUUCGUCACCCCUACAACUAUGUCAAAUCUGCGCAAAAUCUCCGAUGAGUUACAAGCCAUUUUACGGGAUUCGGUUCAUCCUCGGGAUAUGCUCGAACCUCCUACACAGGGAUCUGCUGUUGAUGAGCCUCCCGCCCAAGAAGGGCAGGAUCAGGUGGAAGCGCAACCAGCAUCCUUCCCACUAUGGAAUAGCAUCAUCAGACAUUGUUUAGACAGCGUGAUGUCAUCCGAGGUAGCUCCUAAUGAGCCAACAGGAGAAGCAGAUGGCGUUGAAGACGACCAGCACGGUCAACAUGCUGGUCUCACCGCCAUCGUAGGAACUGUGUGGGAAGCGCCAAAAGGAAUGGCGAGUGCUAGUUUGUGGACGUUAAUGCCUAGACAGACGAUACCAAUGCACAGUCAUCCAGCAUACGUUGUUGGGAAGCUGCUUAGUGGGAAGUUGGAAUGUGUUGUUGAAGUAGACAAAAAACAAGCGGAAGAAUUGGACAAAGAGCCCACUCGAACAUCAACCUCAUCUUCGGCAGGCGUUGGAGGAAGUGGGGAAAUUCCGACGGAUGGUGGAUCGUCAUUGGCCCCUACUAGUACCAGAAUCGCAAGGCCCGAAACCGUCAGCCCUGGUGAAAUCUUCAGUGUAACGCCAGAAAGGAAUCUGCAUCAGCUUCAUAAUCCUAGUGAUAGUGAGCUGGCGGUGUUUUUCGAAAUAACGUUUCCGACAUACGCGGAGGAGCAAGAAGAAGCGGCAGUAUGUGAUCAUGGUGAUGCGCAGGCAGCAGAGGCGGAAGGAGAUGUUCGUAUUAUACCGGGCGCAGCCGACACUGUUGCGAUCGAGGACCAGGAUAAUCAUGAUGUUGCGAAAGGAACGUCAUGUGUUUACUAUGGGCAAAUAGAAAAUCCAACAAAUAAUGAUGCCCACCCAAGCAGUGACAAGGAAGUGUCAUACUGGAAGCCCCUCUCAGAACCUCCUCCUUUCCGCAUCGCAGGUGGCGGACCCUAUAUCGGAAGGAUAAACUUCUCUUCACUUCUCUAG
Molecule: messenger RNA, 1347 nt
Organism: Amoebophrya sp. A25
Lineage: Eukaryota; Dinophyceae; Syndiniales; Amoebophryaceae
Source: the annotation of a GenBank genome assembly